AUGGGGAACUGCCAGGCGGCGGACGCGGCGGCCGUGGUGAUCCAGCACCCGGGCGACGGCAAGGUGGAGCGCCUCCACUGGCCGGCCACCGCGGCGGACGUCAUGCGCAGGAACCCCGGCCACUACGUCGCCCUCGUCGUCCUCCAUCACGUCUCUGGCGGCGGCGUUGACCCCGACCCCGCCGUCGCCGGAGAAGGAGCAGGCGCCAGGAUAACCAAGGUGAAGCUUCUCAAGCCGAGGGACACGCUCCACCUCGGCCAGGUCUAUCGCCUCAUCACCUCCCAAGAGGUGACCAAGGCCGUGCAGACGAGGAGGCAGGAGAGGACGCGCGGCUUCGACGAGGCGACCGAGCAGGAGCGGCCGCGGCUGCACCGGCGGCGGCAACCGCCGAGGCCGAGGAGCGACAACGCAGCCACGGAAACCAACGGAGAACAGAGGCAGCCCGCCGAUCAUCAGGAACGGAAGCGGCUGGAGAAGGACCGGCACCACCGGAGCAUCGCGGCCGCCCGCGGCAGAGGCCGCCACUGGCGGCCGGCGCUGCAGAGCAUCAUAGAGUCGUCGUCGUCGUCGGGCGGACACGCCGACUGCGAGGAUAUACUAUCUAAAUGA
This is a messenger RNA of Triticum turgidum subsp. durum (durum wheat), 609 nucleotides long. The record is from the annotation of a GenBank genome assembly. NCBI's taxonomy places the organism in Eukaryota, Viridiplantae, Streptophyta, Magnoliopsida, Poales, Poaceae.